This is a messenger RNA of Biomphalaria glabrata, 1563 nucleotides long. RefSeq names its product protein FRG1-like. The record is from RefSeq and is a predicted model, not a curated record. Gene Ontology annotation, molecular function: actin filament binding. Lineage: Eukaryota; Metazoa; Mollusca; Gastropoda; Planorbidae. The transcript has 6 exons. Gene Ontology annotation, cellular component: catalytic step 2 spliceosome; nucleolus; striated muscle dense body. The coding region runs from base 696 to 1493 and encodes 265 amino acids.
AGGUAAAGUUGUAAACAGUGAAAACAGCUAUUCUUUCAGUCUAUCCAUAAAAAUAAUAAAGACUAUUAUAAGAGUCUUGAUCUAUCUAGAUAAAUUUAUCACACUAACCAUUAGAUCCUAGCAGAUCGAGAUCUUAAGAUUUAGAUUUACAUUUAAUACGACCUAGUCUAGAUGAUCUAGAUUUAGAUCUAAAUUAGUCUAGAUCUAGAAUAAUUUCAAAUCUAGUGAGAGUGACAAUCUAGUGACUCUACUCUAGUCUCUAUAAAAUAUAAAAAGUAUAAUAAUAAUAGUAAUAUACUAAUAUUAAUAUAGAUCUAAUAUUAAUAAUAAUAAAUAUAAUUCAAUUUAAUUGUAAAUAAAAUAGUUCUAGACUAGAAAUAGAUUUUACUAGAUUAACUAGAUAGUAGAUCUAGUAGAACUUAGGACUUAGUAGAACGAAUUAGGAGUUACAAAGUAUAUUAUAAUAAUUAAUAAUAUAAAACUAAGACAAUAAAUUUUAUAAAUAAUUAGAAUCUAAAUUCAGCAAAUAAAGUUAUAAACUUAUAAUUAAGUGUCAACUAGUCUAAAGAUUAUAUAAUAUAUAAAUUAUUUAAAUUAAUACUAGAUCUACUAACUAGACUCUAGGUAACCUAGAUUCUAGAUCUAAAUCCAGUUCAUACAAAUAGACAAUAGUAAUCACUAAAACAGUCAUAAAAAUGGCAGACUCCUAUUCAAUGGUAAAAGGUGGAAAACUAAAACUUAAAGGCCAAAAACAGAAGUCAAAGAAACACAAAAGUCACAAAAGAAAACAUGACGGCAGUCUGACAGAUGCACCGGACAAGACAAACGAAAGAGAAGACACAAAUAAACAUGGUGGCUGGUGGGAAAUCAAGAAGUUUGCAGACAUUGCGGCCAAUGUGGCAAUUGAAUUUGAAGACAACACAUACAUCACUGCUCUUGACAAUGGUGGCCUGGCUUUAGGGCCAACCAGGAAAGUUGGUGAAGCUCCUGAUCCAGCAGAAAUCUUCACCACCAUAAAGGUCAACGAAACCAAGAUAGCUUUCAAAUCUGGUUAUGGCAAGUACUGGGGUGUAGAGGCUGAUGGUAAAGUGGUUGGGGUGGCAGAAGCGAUGGGUUCUAGGGAACAGUUUGAACCAGUCUUUCAAGAUGGUAAACUGGCCAUUAGUGGCUGUAACAACUGUUUCCUGUCCUAUGACGAGGAGGGUAGAAUAGUUUGUUUAAGCAGGACAGCAGGGCCGAAAGAAAUGUUGCGUGUUAGGUCAAGCGCUGCCAGAGAAAGAGACCCACUUGAAGACAUCCCUAAAGAAGAUCGAGGCUCUGUCAAGGAGGCUGAAAUCAACUAUGUGAAAAAAUUCCAGAGUUUUCAAGACAGACGCCUACGUGUCAGUGAAGCAGAUAAGAAAGAUUUGAAGAAAGCCAAACGUGAAGGAGAUCUGCAUGAGGUGAUGCUAGACAGAAGAGAGAAAAUGAAAGCUGACAGAUACUGUAAAUAAGCACCACACACAGGGUAUGGAAACUGUAGACAGACUCUAUUUUUAGAAUUAAAACAUUUAAACUUUUAAA